This is a messenger RNA of Coprinopsis cinerea okayama7#130, 1320 nucleotides long. Its product is annotated as other/AgaK1 protein kinase. The transcript has 7 exons. The record is from RefSeq and is a predicted model, not a curated record. Bases 1 to 1320 code for a protein of 439 amino acids. Gene Ontology annotation, molecular function: ATP binding; protein kinase activity. Gene Ontology annotation, biological process: protein phosphorylation. Lineage: Eukaryota; Fungi; Basidiomycota; Agaricomycetes; Agaricales; Psathyrellaceae.
AUGUCGAGUCCUCUGGUGGUGCCAUUCGCAUACCCCGACCCCAGAGGCAACAAUUAUGACGAAUGGAGCGAGAUUGUAGAGCGGGCGUUGGGCCGCUACCGCUUUUGGGAUGCACCUACCACUGUCGAAUGGUUUCAGGCUCGUGGAUACACCCUCUACGAGAGAUUUAACAUGGAUCCCAAAGACCAAACCGCGCCAGACCCAUCGUGCACGGGUCCUCGGAUGAAACGUGGGUACGAGAGCAGUGGGCAAUAUCCCUAUGCAUAUUACGAUGACUUCAAGUUGGACGAGGACGAGCUUGACUUGGUUGCUUGUGAACAAUCGGGGUCUCUCGUCUUUGCUCAAGACGAACAAGGUCGCCACGUCGCAAUCAAGCUUGUGCCUAACGGGUCCGACGAGCUUCGUAUCUACGAGCUCAUUCAUGCGCAGGACGUCGAAUCCCUCAAAGAACACUGCAUUCUCCCGAUUCUGGAGAUUCUGCGUUCAACAACACAUAGUUUCGUGGUAAUGCCUCGCUGGGGUGGAGAUCCAAUCACCCCACCACUUGCUUCAUUGUUGGAGGUUUUGGCGUUCAUCCAUUGUCUUCUGAAGAACUACAUUUACAUCUUUUUCCAGGCCUUAGCAUUUCUUCACAAGAAUAACAUUGUUCACAGGGACAUCUCGACCGCCAACAUUGUCACAAAUCACUUCUCGACACACGAAAGCAUGUGGGCAAGUGAGCCACGUAAACAGCUACGGCGGGAACAACUGGCCUCGUACGCCUUAAUCGACUUCAACUACUCCGCCAUAGUGCCCGAUGGCGUUGAGCCGUCCAAAUUCCGGCUGCCUGCUGAGAAAGCGUUUGACGCAGCGUAUGCUGUGCCGGAUACCGCUCAGGGUGAGGUGGACUACGACCCAUUUGCCUGGGAUGUAUGCUCCCUUGGAGCCCUCAUGGCCACUCAGUACCAGUACUUCUGCUAUGACCUCCCAUUCCUGGCACCCCUGUUCGACUCGAUGAUCACGAUCGAUGUUUCUCGAAGGUUUACCGCAGCCCAGGCCCUUGAAUUCUUCGAGUCAGAGGUUGCUUCGCUACACAAGGGCAGAUUGACGAAGCCCAUUUGGAUGCCUGAUGACAGGACCAGGCCGUGUGAUUACGACCGAUGGAAGUACGUCCCCAAGUCAUUGGCUGUCAAGUGGAAGAGUUACCGGUCUGCAGAGAUCACACCUUGGGUUCGCUUUCUAAGACGGGUGUGCGCUAUGGGAGACGGAAAGGGAUAUAUCAUUGUUAUGACAAUACGUAGAUGUAUUCGGUUCAUUCUUGGGCUCAUUGGGGCCAGGUAA